Papilio polytes (common Mormon) is the source of this 2568-nucleotide messenger RNA. Its product is annotated as dedicator of cytokinesis protein 1-like. The coding region runs from base 1 to 2568 and encodes 855 amino acids. The transcript has 18 exons. Gene Ontology annotation, cellular component: plasma membrane; cytoplasm. The record is from RefSeq and is a predicted model, not a curated record. Gene Ontology annotation, biological process: small GTPase-mediated signal transduction; cell migration. Gene Ontology annotation, molecular function: small GTPase binding; guanyl-nucleotide exchange factor activity. NCBI's taxonomy places the organism in Eukaryota, Metazoa, Arthropoda, Insecta, Lepidoptera, Papilionidae.
AUGCAGCGCGAGGGCACCACCACGCCCGACAACCAGCACAACCUCUGCGUCUACAAGAUCGACAACAAGCGAGCAGGUAGCGAUGUGGAGGUGGAGGCGGCGGCAGUCUGCCUCGGCUUACCGUCCAAGCGGGAUGAGCUCCCCGCCGGUGCUGAGAAGGGCCUCACCAGGGCUCCCCUCUCACUGGUUUAUCGGGACUCACUCACGGUGGCCACUAAGUUAUGUUCUACUAAGUUGACACAACGAGAGGAGAUCCUGGGCGUGCUGAAGUGGAGCACGCACCACGAGGCGGGGUCGCUGCGCGCGGCGCUGGAGCGCCUGCUGCUGGUGCCCAGCGAGGAGCUGGUCAAGUUCCUGCAGGACAUCCUCGACGCACUCUUCGCCAUCCUCACGCAGGUGGAGGAGGAGGGCGAGUACAGCGAGCAGAGCUACGGCGUGCUGGUGCUGGAGUGCCUGCUGCGCGUCAUCUCGCUGGUGGCCGACCACAAGUACCAGCACUUCCAGCCCGUGCUGCAUGUCUACAUCGACGAGAGCUUCUGCGACGCACUGGCUUACCAGAAGUUGAUAUCGGUGUUGGUGUGGGCGGUGCGCGCGGCGGACGGCGGCGAGGCGGCGCUGAAGCGGCUGCUGCUCUGCAUGAAGUGCCUGGAGAGCCUCAUGCGGCUCAUCGUGCGCAGCUGGCAGCUCCGCGCCGCGCUCGACACACACACACACCACGCUGACCCUGUGUGCUACCACCUGGAGGAGCUGCUGGAGGCGCUGGUGUGGCUGAUGCGGUGCGGCGACCACGCGCUCACCUGCCAGGGCUCCGCGCUCAAGUACCUGCCGCACGCCGUCCCGCACGCCAUCAAGAUAUUCCCUGAAGUCGAGCUCAGUGCGUACUGCGUGCGCGCGCUGGACGCGCUGCCGCUGGGCCGGCUGAGCAAGCAGCGGCUGCUUUCGCUGCUGGAGCUGGCGCGCGGCGAGCUGGGCCGCGAGCCCGCCGCGCGCGCCCGCCUGCUGCCGCACCUCGCCGCCACGCUGCGUGCGCUGCUGCGCGCCUCCGCAGAGUGCGAGCGCGAGGCGGCGCACAAGUCGCGCUCGGCGGGCAAGGCGGCGCGGCUGCUCGGCGCGGACGCGGGCCGCCUGCGCGAGCACACGCACCACGCCCACAUCGUGGAAUUGUGCGUGGAAACAAUGGGGGAGGUGGUAUCCUUGCUUGCGAGGGAUGAUGUGGGCGCGGUGGAGGCUGACAGGGGAGAGUUCGCGCGCCGCAUGCUGCCGACUGUACUUAAGACGACCGCUACAAUGCUGAGAGAUAGGGCUGUUAAUAAAGAUGGAACGGUGGUCGAUGACCCAUUAGUGCGUCGUAUGGUAUGCGUGCUGCUGGACGUGGUGCGGCAGAUGUCGGAGGAGCAGUACUCCCUGCUGGUGCGCGCGCUGCAGCACGAGCGUAACUUCUGUAUAAUUGUGUUAAAACUACCUUUGUCGAUGUUUCCAGGUGAGCACAAGCGGUCGUUCAUCCCGGCGCUGGUGGGGCCGUUCCUGGAGGUGAGCUUCCUGCCGGACGACGAGGUGCGCAACACCACCAUCCCGCUCUUCUACGACAUGAUGAUCACCGAGUAUUCGCACAGCCUCGCCAGCGGGGAGAACUGUGACAACCCGCUCCGUACACUAGAAAGCGAGUUAAUAGACAAGGUAGAUGUGCUCGCGUCCCGUGGGUUGGGCGACGGGGCGUGGCGCGCCCGCUUCGUGUCGGCGUGCGGCGCGCGCUGCCGCGAGGGCGGGGCGGGCGGCGCGGGCGCGGCGCUGGUGGCGGCCGCAGCUCGCCAGCUGGACGCGCUGCUGCAGUACCGCGCGGCCGCGCAGCACCGCAUGCACCUCACUACCAGAGUGCUGCGCUUCUACGAACAGAUCGAACGACCGCAUAUGUAUAUACGGUACGUGCACAAGCUGGCGCAGAUGCACAGCGGGCUGGCACAGUGGGCGGAGGCGGGGCUGGCGCUGCGAAUAUACAUCAUCUUCCCGGAAUCUGGGUUCGUGUACCGCGGCAACGAGUACGAGCAGCUGCAGGAGUUCAAGGAGCGGCUGCUGGACGAGUGGCCCGACGCAGAGGUGCUGCCGCGCCUCGACCCGCCCGGAGACGACAUCACACACUCCGACGGACAGUAUCUGCAGAUCAAUGCAGUGGAACCCGUGAUGGGGGACAAGUUAAAGCGGCUAUCAGGUCGGCCCGUCGCUGAACAAAUCCUGCAGUACUACAAACAUAAUAAUGUUGACAAAUUCGUGUUUUCCAGACCGUUUCAUAAACCGGAUGAUUCGGUGACAGGAUCGAAUGAGGACGUAUCUAGUCAGAACGAAUUUGCGACUAGAUGGCUGGAGCGAACGGAACUAGAAAUUAGUGAUAAAUUGCCCGGUAUCCUACGCUGGUUCCCUGUGGUGAGCGUGCGUACCUACUGGGUGUCCCCGCUGGAGGCUGCGGUGGAGGCGCUGCGGGAGACCAACCGCGCGCUGAAGGCACUCGUGCUGGAAGCUCGCACCAGCGAUGCUCCCCUGCAUCAGCUCAGCAUGAGACUAAAUGGUAUGUAG